This is a messenger RNA of Phoenix dactylifera (date palm), 914 nucleotides long. RefSeq names its product superoxide dismutase [Cu-Zn]-like. Gene Ontology annotation, molecular function: copper ion binding. Lineage: Eukaryota; Viridiplantae; Streptophyta; Magnoliopsida; Arecales; Arecaceae. Gene Ontology annotation, biological process: superoxide metabolic process. The record is from RefSeq and is a predicted model, not a curated record.
CAAACAGCACACAAGAGAAUCUCUUGAUCCAAUCGAUGCUAAGCGUUUAGAAUCUCGCGACGAGUUCGAUUUUGAUACCAUACUGUUAGGGUUCAACCAAACGAUCACCCGAUCGAUUCUUUUCUUUGGCGAUCCUUAUCACGCACAAAAAAUGGUGAAGGCUGUUGCUGUUCUUGGCGGCACUGAGGGUGUCACAGGCACUGUGCACUUCUUCCAGGAAGGAGAUGGUCCUACCACGGUAACUGCAAACAUCUAUGGGCUUAAGCCAGGGCUUCAUGGAUUCCAUGUUCACGCUCUUGGUGACACCACCAAUGGUUGCAUGUCUACUGGGCCGCAUUUUAAUCCUGCUGGGAAGGAACAUGGGGCACCUGAAGAUGAGAACCGCCAUGCUGGUGAUCUUGGAAAUGUGACUGCUGGCGAAGAUGGUACUGUUAAUUUUAGCAUUGUUGACAACCAGAUUCCUCUCAUUGGACCGACUGCCAUUAUUGGAAGGGCUGUUGUUGUCCAUGCUGAUCCUGAUGACCUUGGAAAGGGUGGACAUGAGCUUAGCAAAAGCACUGGAAAUGCUGGUGCAAGAGUUGCCUGUGGCAUCAUUGGACUGCGAGGCCAUUUGUGAAGAUUACAGGGCCCGUGCACUGCAAACCAACGGCAUGUUUCCUUUUCCAUGUUCCUUGAUGGGAAAACAAUAGCGUAAGUCGAAUAAGAAAACUUGUGCAGCAUUUAUAUGAGAAGAACAUAUAUUUGUAUGCUGUAUCUAAGGUUUAAUCGUCAAAUAAAUAAACAAAGAACUAAGUAAACAUCGGUGGCAAAUUAUUUCCAUUAUUACAAUACAAACUUCCUGAGCUUCAUCUAAUACUCUCCAAUUUGUUACAAGACAAGACAUGGCCCUAACUGAAAGUGAGAGUGCAUUAUCA